Cololabis saira (Pacific saury) is the source of this 2479-nucleotide messenger RNA. It is a transcript of the gene bsg, whose product is annotated as basigin. The record is from RefSeq and is a predicted model, not a curated record. Gene Ontology annotation, cellular component: axon; plasma membrane. The coding region runs from base 166 to 1341 and encodes 391 amino acids. Gene Ontology annotation, molecular function: cell-cell adhesion mediator activity. Gene Ontology annotation, biological process: dendrite self-avoidance; axon guidance; homophilic cell-cell adhesion. The transcript has 9 exons. NCBI's taxonomy places the organism in Eukaryota, Metazoa, Chordata, Actinopteri, Beloniformes, Belonidae.
AUCAGGGAGUGAUCGUCGGUCCGUGUAGAGGACGAGCCGCCGCGUCGCUCCAUUGCCGAGCAUUCAGCUUCUCCGUCUCGCUGGAAGGUCGAGAGAGAGGAUAGCAGAUUUAUCAGGACGUGUAUAAGGCAGCUUUAAUUGUCUUUAUCUCCCCGGCCGUGAAGCAUGUUGUUAGUGUGGGCUGUCAGCGCCCUGCUGCUGAGCUGCUGGCGGGCCGAGGCGUCCACAGCGGGUUUCAUCAAAUCUCCCCUGUCUCAGAUGAAAUUCAUCAAUCACAGUGCAGAGUUGUACUGUGAGGUGAUAGGGACUCCCAUCCCUGAGGUGCAGUGGUGGUUGGUACAGGGUCAAGAGCCCAAUGAGACGUACAUCCAGCUGUUUGACGGUGCACAGAAUGAGCGUGUUAGAAUAAAUGCCACAUAUAUAACACAUGCCACCAGCACCAUUCACCUCACCAGCCUUACCAUUGAAGACUCUGGCACAUAUGAGUGCCGUGCUUCCAACGACCCUGACCGCAAUGAUCUGAAGAAGACGCCAAAAAUCAAGUGGAUCCGCUCGCAGGCAAACAUUAUUGUGAUUGAACCCCCUCCCAUCGUUGCUGAACCCAGUGAGGUCGUCAACCAAACGUCUGCUGUUCUCAGAUGCAACUUGACAGAUUCUACCCUUACCAUUAAGGGUUCCCACUGGACCUACAAUGGCAAAGUCAUUGAAGACUCCAAGUCUGAGAGUCCCUCUGGUUACACAUCUCACCAAUUGAGUGACAUCACCUAUCAUCAGAGUGGAUUUUAUGAAUGCGUGUUUGCCACUGAGCCAGAGGUGAAGAGGGUCAUUGAGGUUAAAACAUCUCCCCAUAUCUCAGCCUACAAGCGCUCUGAGCAUGGCAAUGAGAAUGACAAAGGCGCUAUGGUCUGUGUGGGACAUGGCCAUCCGCUGCCCACUGAUUGGACCUGGUACAAAGAGGAGGACGACAACACUCAAAAGGCAAUCAUCAAUGGCACUGGCAACAAAUAUGAGAUAAAGAGCACCCCUAACAAGACUACGCUGACCAUUAAUGACCUGAGCAUUGAGGACGACAUUGGCUACUACACGUGCUCUGGAACAAAUGAACUCGGCUCAAAUUCCGACAAGAUCCACCUGCGUGUCCGCAGUCGCUUGGCUGCUCUCUGGCCCUUCCUCGGCAUUGUGGCUGAGGUCAUCAUCCUUGUGACCAUCAUCUUUAUCUAUGAGAAGAGGAGAAAGCCUGAUGAGGUCAACGAUGAUGAUGACUCAGGAUCUGCUCCUCUGAAGAGCAAUUCUACUGAAAAUCACAAAGACAAGAAUGUGAGACAAAGGAACUCCAACUAGAAGCUAAAUGAGAUGGACAUCUGGAUGGCACUCCAGGAUCCACCUGUUGUGUGGCACAUUAUACUGUGCACCCUGCAAUUUGAAGUACCUUUUUUGUGCUUGGGUGUUACUGUUCUAAGAAACUGAUUUCCCCUUAUUUUAUUUCUUCCACUGUUUGUCCUUCACAUUGUACAGCCAGAUGAACAGUGUGAAAUAGUACUCUCUGCUGGGGGGCUGUGGGGCAAAUAUUGCAUGAGUUUAAAUGCUGAUCUAGCAAAGUGUGUGUUGUUGUAAACUCAGAGUGUUAAUGUGAGGAAUGCAUAGUUUUUGAACUUCUUUUAAUGCUUCCUGCACUGACCUCAGUUUGUCACUUUUUUUUUUCUUUUUUUGGUUUAUGUACUCUAAUUUAGCAUAUUGAAGGAACAUAAGAUCUGUUCAGAGGAUCUAAAACAGUUUUGAUCCUGUUUAAUCACUGCCGUUCCCAUAGGGAAGGGUGGCGUGCAUUUGACUAAAAACAUUUAAUCCGACGUAACGCCACCACAAGCUUUCUUUCCUUUGCAGAGUUUUAUACUUUGCCUUAACAAGCACCAGUUCUCUUGUCUUUUUGUAUUUAGUUGCCAAUUUUAAAUUUUUUAAUUCUGACACUUUAAAUUGUGAAUUAACUAAGAUUUUAUGUCUUUUAGGUUUUCUUGCUGUAAGAAAUAAGUAGGAAUGUUUUUAUUUUUUUUCCCACAUUUUAAAUUAAACUGUUGGUCAAUGUUUUAUAUUGCUGUUUUUACAUCCACAGCAUAAAUCAACUCCUAAGGACCAAGUGCAAGAAAUGUAACUGUUGCAUUUGUUGAAUGCAACUCAAAUUCUGUGCAAAUGUCAAACUGCUGAAAAAAGAUUUGACUUAUUUUUCUUUCACUCCUUGUGAUCUGAAACAAUUGUGUGAUUGUGGGACAGUUGUCUUAUUUUUAUUUCUUUGGUUCUUACUGUGUAGGUAAUUGAGAAGCCAUGUUCAUUUAACCUGAGUAGUGUUGUGAUUGGAUGUUACGUUUCAGAAUUACAGAAAUUUAAAACCUAACCAGAAUGUGUAAAUUGUUGUACCCUCCACCACCAUGGAAUACCACCUCCUGUACAACGUGCACAACUUAAAUAAAGGUAUUAAAAUGGAGAA